Triticum dicoccoides is the source of this 1583-nucleotide messenger RNA. RefSeq names its product OVARIAN TUMOR DOMAIN-containing deubiquitinating enzyme 1-like. NCBI's taxonomy places the organism in Eukaryota, Viridiplantae, Streptophyta, Magnoliopsida, Poales, Poaceae. Gene Ontology annotation, biological process: protein K48-linked deubiquitination. Gene Ontology annotation, molecular function: cysteine-type deubiquitinase activity; ubiquitin binding. Bases 1 to 1305 code for a protein of 434 amino acids. Gene Ontology annotation, cellular component: nucleus. The record is from RefSeq and is a predicted model, not a curated record. The transcript has 10 exons.
AUGGGGAUAAAAUUCAAGGUCAAGCUAUACAAGGACAGGGCGGGAAGCAGCGGAGACGCCGCCGCCGCCGGCGGACCCACGCCGUCGCCCUCCCCCGACUCCGCGGCGCUUCCCACCUCGCCGCACCCGCGUCAGCCGCCGCCGACCGCCAUCUUCAGUUACACGUAUGAAGGACAGGAUGAUGAUGACGAUGAUUGGCCCGAAGACGAUGGGACGGAUUUGGAUGCGGUGCAGGAGGAUGAGGAUGAAUUACCAGAUGAUCAGAAAUUCUACAUUCCAUUGUUCAUGAGUGGUCAAAAGAAGAAUCUCCCGCAUGGUAUUGUUCGGCAUGACUCGGUGCUGCUCAACAAAAAUGAAUACUUUUCUCUGUGGAAAAACUGGAAUCAGCUGCUGGACGGCAAGAGAACAUACCUCCGGCCACCGAGGGGCCGCCGUGUUCUCAGUGUCAGUGGUGUUUUCCGGCGGCCCUUAGCUCGUCCAUGGGCAUUAGAAUUCCAGGAACCACUCUUGGAUUUGGUUGAGGAUUAUCCAGAUAAUGACACUGUCCAGGAAAUGAUCAAGAUUCUUUGUCAGCGCUAUGUGCAUUUCAAACGAACUCGUGGAGAUGGCAGCUGUUUCUACAGAGCUUUCUUUUUCUCCUACUUGGAAAAUCUUGGACAAAUACAAGAUAGUCAAGCUGAAGUUACUCGUCUAAUGGAACAUGUGGCAGUGUCCAGAGAGAAUUUCUGUCGUCUGAAAUGGGACAAAGCAUACUUCUUAAAUCCUGAAGAAUACUUUUCAAGUGUUGCUUCUGAGUUGAAUCAUUUGGUCAAUUCUGUUGCAAAUGGUCUUAGUUCUGACGAGUUGCAGAAGAGAAGUCUACAGGAGAUGAUGCCACUCAGGGUUAUUUCCUUCCUAAGAUUGCUGGCAGAGACUGAGAUCCGUACGCGAAUAGAUGAUUACAACCCAUUUAUCCCCGGAAAGAUGAAUGUCAAUCAGUAUUGCUGGAAAGAGGUGCGUCCCCUGGACGUUAAAGCAUCGGCGCUAGCAAUGAGGGCUCUAACGUAUGCACUUGGCAUCCCGCUGCGACUCGAAACUCUAGGCGAAGGCUUGACGGCUGGAGGUUUGCAAGUAAAGCGCCUUGAUUUCUUCCCUCGAUCAGAAUCAGGGAAGGGUGCUUUCCAUAUAGUUCGAAGCUAUUGGUCGUCAACCACAACCCCUGAACCACUGGAGAUUGGAAGUGGCAACCUGAUAUCAUCUGAUGGCACACCUUUGCUGACCUUGCUGUGUAGGCCUGACAACUGCGAUAUUUUGUAUCGCAAGUAAACAAACGGUGCAAGUAUUACUUGACGUACAAAAUUCUUGGAUGACGAUACAAAAACCUAAGGGAUUUUUUGUGGCAUCUCAUCUUAAUCUACUUGUAAAGUUGAGAUUACUCAAUUGAGCAAAAAGCCACAAGCUGUUCUAUUCGCUUGGGCAUGUUUAGUGUAGUAGUUUUAACUAGGCAUCAAUUAUAUAUUUAGGAAUACUUGCAUUGGGAAAUGGGAAUAUAUAUUGCAUUCUUACUGAUGUGUUGCUCCUUGGCUUCUGUAUUCGGAGGAUGA